This is a messenger RNA of Lactuca sativa (garden lettuce), 1226 nucleotides long. Its product is annotated as zinc finger protein ZAT5. Lineage: Eukaryota; Viridiplantae; Streptophyta; Magnoliopsida; Asterales; Asteraceae. The record is from RefSeq and is a predicted model, not a curated record.
CUAUGUAUAUAUAUUGAGCCUACACCCCUCACUCUUUUCUCCAUUACCAGUAACCCUCCACUCCUCUUUCUUUCUCUCUUUCUCUCUCCCCUCUCUCACACUUCACACAGAUUCACACAGUUUCGCCAUGGAAAUGGAGUUCAUGGCAGAAUUCACGGAGGGUAUGAGUCGUGAUCGAGCUCGCCAAAUCAUUAGAGGUAAACGAACAAAACGUAAUCGGCCUUGUUCGCCUUUUGGGAUUUCCACCACCUCCGGCAACAGUGACUGUUUGAUUAAUAACUUUACACCUGAUCACUCGCCGGUGAUGUCAUCUGAGAUGUCAACGGAGGAAGACGAAGACAUGGCGAAUUGUUUGAUUAUGUUGGCUCAAAGUGUAUCUCCGGUCAAGGAGGAAAAAUCCGAUCAGAUUCGUCAGAAAACCGAGAAGUUAAGUAGUCGGAGAUUUACAGAGAUGGCGGUUUCUUCCGCCGGUGGAAAAGCUGGGUUCUAUGUGUAUGAGUGCAAAACGUGUAAUCGUACGUUUCCGUCGUUUCAAGCUUUAGGUGGACACAGAGCAAGUCAUAAGAAGCCGAAGGUUAACGUAGAAGAGAAGAAAUCUGGUUUGAUUAAUAUUCAACCGCCAUUGAUGGAAUAUUCUGAUGAAGAUCAACACAAAGUCGUGGUAGAAGACGAAGAAAACAAGAACAGUUUGAUCAUCAGUAAUAACGUCCAGAAAUCUCCUUCAUCUUCACCGGGUUUGAUUCAAACAGGAAUUAUUAAUAACAACACCAGAGGAAAAGUUCAUGAAUGUUCAAUAUGUGGAUCGGAGUUCUUAUCCGGCCAAGCUCUCGGCGGACACAUGAGAAAACACCGGCCAACUCCACCGGCGAUCAACAGAAGUACUGGAAUCUCAACAAACACCGACGACAGCAGUACUGAUAAUCAUAUAAUUGAAAAUUCUCCGGUGGGUAAUAGUAUGUUAUCGUUGGAUCUUAACCUUCCGCCACCGGAGGUGGCUGACGACGUUCAAUCACAGUUUCAGUUUACUGCGAGUUCUUCACAACAACAUCUAGUUUUCUCUGCUCCAGCUUUAGUAGAUUGCCAUUACUGAAAGCAAGAAAGAAGAAAGAAAAGGUCAACAUCACAAUUCAAAAACGCUACUUACAUCAAGAUCAAUGUGAAAUAUUACAUUUUCAAUUGUUAUUACUAUUCAUUGACAAUUAAUUAAUCCAAACUGAUUCUUCUCA